CAACCCCCCCUCCCCGCCGUCCCGCCAUGGCGGAGCGGGUCGCCGCCACGCCGCCGCGACCACCUCCACCUGGGCCCGAGCCGACCACCACCACCACCCCCACCGACACCACCGACGGCAGGCCCUCCCUCCCACCGGCUGCCCCGGCCAACCCGAAUCCCCCGCCCCGCCCCACCGAGACCUACGUCGUCCAAGUCCCCAAGGAGCAAAUCUACCGCGUGCCGCCUCCGGAGAAUGCCAAGAUCGUCGAGCAGUACCGCAACAACCACAUCGACCGCCGCCAGCGGCGGCCCAUCGUCCCGUGUCUUAAGUGGGCCAUCGGCAUCGCCCUCGUCCUUGGCAUCCUCGCCGCCAUCAUCGCCAUUAUCUACCUCUUGGUCGUGCGACCUGCGGACCCCUCCUUCUCCGUCAUCCGACUGGUGCUGAAGAAUCCAAAUCCUCGAGCCGGCUCCCUCAUCCCGAAGCCCGAGUACGAUCUCACGAUGAGGGUCGAGAACCCGAGCUUGCGCAUGGGGUACUCCUACGGGGCUGGCGGGAAGGCCAUCCUUGCCCACCAGGGUGCAAACAUCGCAGUGGGAAAGACGCAGGCCUUAGAUCAAGGGUACGAGAACACAACCACCUUCCAUCUUGUCCUCCAGGGAUCGCACAUUGUGCUACCAAAACAGAUCCAAAGUAGUCUACAAGGGUCGAAGGACGUCAUCCCCAUGUCCUUGAUGAUUGAAUUCUCGGUGGGGAAGACGAUUGGCGGGAUGGUUAUGGGAAGCAAAAGCAUGGAUGUAGCGUGUGACAUUGAGGUCAGUGGACUGGCGAAGGAGGCCCGUGUCGUGUCGCAGGAGUGCGAGACCAAGUUCACCUGACGAGGGUGGUAGUGGAAAGCUCGAACAGUGGAAGAAGAUCUUCUCGAUCUCCUUAUGUCUUUUGUCUAAUUCGUUCUUUUAAGUGCCGCUGCUGCUGCUUGUUCUUCCUCCUCCUCCUAACUCUUUUAGGGCUGUACCAAUUCAAAGAAUUAUGAGUUUGAUAAAAAUGUACACGGGAUAGAGAUAAUUGAAUAAGUGGGUUACUCUCCGUCAACGAUAUCUACUAUUGAAAUAAUAAACUCUUCAAACUAUUCUGAGAAA
Messenger RNA from Phoenix dactylifera (date palm), 1118 nucleotides. Its product is annotated as NDR1/HIN1-like protein 13. Gene Ontology annotation, biological process: defense response to other organism. Gene Ontology annotation, cellular component: plasma membrane. The record is from RefSeq and is a predicted model, not a curated record. NCBI's taxonomy places the organism in Eukaryota, Viridiplantae, Streptophyta, Magnoliopsida, Arecales, Arecaceae.